Molecule: messenger RNA, 2553 nt
Organism: Seriola aureovittata
Lineage: Eukaryota; Metazoa; Chordata; Actinopteri; Carangiformes; Carangidae
Product: fibronectin type III domain-containing protein 4-like
Exons: 7
Coding region: 711-1409 (232 amino acids)
Molecular function (GO): protein binding
Source: RefSeq, a predicted model, not a curated record
UGUGUGUGUGUGUGUUUGGUUGGCUGGAGGAGUUACCACCGAAGCUCCUGCAGACAGAGACAUUUUCUGAUCCUGCGGGCUUCCCAUAAUCUGUCAAAUUAGACCAUCCUGCCGCCUUGUGGAUGUGACGGACCACCUCUGCACUCCCGCGUCUCAAUCAGAUUUAACCUCGCUUUCUUUUCUUUAUAUUUUUUUAUUUAUUUAAAUCUCAUAAAAACGCCGUUCCUUCCCUCCUCUUCGCUGGAAUGACAGCGGACCUGGCUGAGCGCUGUCCGCGGUGCUGAAACACCGUCUCCGGCUGACAUUUGACGCAAACUGAGCGGAGGACAGGUGGCAGAGAGGGGCGAACUACCUGUUAGCUUCUCCGGGCUGCGGGAUUGUGAAGGCAGCGCUGCGCGUUUGAGACCCGGGCGGAGAGGUGGGGUGGGGGGGGUUUAAGAAAUGUCCGUUCAUUUUCACCCAGCAGAGGCUCAUUUGAAUUCGCAGCUGCAUACCUACUGACCUACUUUGUGCAAGUUGGAAAUAAAAGCUGUGCAGAUUCUAAAAAUCGCCCCCUGCCUUACAAGAAGAUGAAGAUGAAGGGUGAUGAGGAAACAGCGGUGACCCUGUGGGGAAACCUCCAGUAAAUCGCAGGAGGGUUGAAGGAGGGAUAAAAGAAGAGCAGGAGGUGCUGAAGAGCCAGAGGUGUGUGCGCAGAGACAGAGGAGGUUAUGACCGCGUCUCCUCACCUGGACCUCGGGCUGCUGCUGCUGCCGCUUCUGGCCUGCUGGCAAACAAUGGUCGGAGCAACUGUGCCAGCAGCCCCAGUGAAUGUAUCGGUGACCCAGCUGAGGGCGCACUCGGCCAUGGUGACCUGGAACGUCCCUCAGGGAGAUACUGUGAUUGGAUACGCCAUCUCACAGCAGAGGCAGGACGGCCUGAUGCAGCGCUCCAUCCGAGAGGUGAACACGUCCAGCCGCUGGUGCGUGCUGUGGGACCUGGACGAGGACACGCACUACAGUGUCCAGGUGCAGUCCGUCGGCCCUCACGGUGACAGCCAACCCAGCCGUGCCGUCCACUUCAGGACUCUGGAGAGAAGUGACCAUUAUCCAGCCGGAGUCCUGGACCACCAUGAACCGGCGAUGGAAGGUCUGGGUAUGACGCCACACCUGCAGACAGGAGAGCUGCUCAUUAUCACCACCGUGCUGCUGCUGUGGGCAGCCGUCAUCGCCCUGUUCUGCCGACAGUAUGACAUCAUCAAAGACAACGACUCCAAUGGCACCAAGGAGAAAGCCAAGAGGCCGCUGGUCCGCGCCACUUCCUCCUACUACAACCCUUCAGCCGGCAGCUCACCCAUCUACCACAACGGAGCCGUUCGCAGCAGCAGGCUCCACAGAGCCUCCUCCUCCAUCAGCAUCAUUAGGGUCUGAGAGUGGAUGUUACUUGAAAAACUCACUGUGCUGUACGGCAGCGACGGGACGGGUGGAGCUGACGAUGUGCAACAGCGGGCGGCGUUUGCCGGAGGAACUUCAGUGGGAUUAUCAUGAGGAACAGAGAAUUGAUAGACCUGCUGGGUGAGAGUCUAAUUUAUUGUAAAAUAUGGGCAAAGUGAGAAGCACUCCAUGCAAAUGAAAUUCAAAUGAAACUGAGGAGUCAUGCUGUGAAUGAAGUGGAUGACUACUGCGCUCUAGUGGCAGAAGACGGCAGCAUUAAAACAUCAUGGAAACAGCUGUACACUGGCCUCCUGUGGCAUCAUACCAUUCGUACCAUUGCAGCGUAUUUUCAACUCAUUUCCUGUUGUAUAAAAAAGUUUUCCUCUCUCUGAUGUCAAAGACUAAAUGUGAAUAUUUGCCAGCAUGUCGAACACGUCCUGUCCUCCUCAAACUAAUUGAUUUUCCAACACGUGCGCAUUCGACUACUAUAUUACUAUGUGAUUUAUACAUUUUUUUAAUCCAUAAUCAAUAAUUACUAACAUCAGAACGAGUGUAUUAUAUGUAAUUAGAAUAUGUACAUAGAUUGAAGGCAGGUGAACUGAAGUUAAAAGAAAUCAAAGUAUAAUUUAAACAAAUCUUUGAAUGUAUGUGACGAUAACGUCGGAGGCUGAAAACACACUGUAAACUUUCAUGCUUAUGUUUUUUCCCAUUAACUCAAAUAAGUUUGUUGAUUGUAUUCAGAACUGAACUUCUUGUGACUUAAAUGAAUGACAUUUAGUUGAUUCAUCACUUUAAAUUGUUUAGCAUACUUCCCUGCAAUCUGUUGUCGUGCGUUAAAAUUGCCCAGAGAAGCAACAGCUGCAGCAACUGGGUAGAAAAUCUAGUCAAUUUAAGAAAAUGUAGUAGGUAAGUGAGGUAAUCUUACAGCUAAAACCUUGGAUUGAUUUGGAUUAUGAGUAUGAUACGAGUUGUUGAUAUUUUGUGUAUAAGUUGCUCGGCAGCUUCUCGAAGGAUGACGACCUGUGUUUGUUUCUGUUGUAUUCAUUUGAUUUUUUUCACUGUGUAUCUGACCGGAUCAAGAGUCUGCUUAAAAUUUCUAAAUCUCUGUAUUCUCCAGUUUCAAUAAACAUGAAAUGCGGUU